GCGCAAAUUUAAUUUAUUUACGAGGUGGGAUGACUACAUUUCAAGGACCUCAAAUGCUCUUAACAGAGAUUUCUUACAACAUGUUUUUUUAGGAAACUCAUUAAAACAAUCCUUUAAUUUCUAGGGACUCUUUUAGAAUUUUUUAAGGUAGAAUUUUAUUUAUUCUUCACAAAGAACCUCUUUAAGUUGAAGAGCCAACGUCCAGAGACAAAAAGCAGAGUAACCGAAUCAGCAAAAUGUCAGAAGGUCUCUCAAGGUGUCUGGCUCUGGUCUCGAAAAACCGGUAGAUCUCGUCUCCAUCGUCGAAUCUCCAUGGAGAAGAGUCUUCUGCGAAAUCUUCUUGUCCAUUUGCCGGCCGACCUGUCAGAUUCAAUUCUCCUCCAUCCUCCAGUCUCCGGUCUCCGGCCAGUCACGGUUGAUUUUAUGCGACAGUUCAACUUCAGCAUUUGCCAUUUUUUUGCAGGAAGCGUCUCGACUCGGCUCCAUCCCCCAAAAUGCUCCCCCCGCCCCGCCGUUGAAGGCUAUUCAUAUUACCAUAUUGGCAACUGGUUUUUGAAUAUUUUUUUUAAAAAGACCCACUGCAGUUUGGGAUUUGUUUUCUGUUUCGCAUGCGUUUUGAAAUUAAUGCAAAACAUUUCUGCGAUCUGGCAGCCGGAGGCUCAAUUCCCAGUGCCGGGGCUACCGAACAGGUUGGAGUUAAAGUUGAUUUGUGUGCUUAGUAUAAUUGCUGCGAUUAUCGAGUCGGCGAAGAGGAGUCGCAGUCGUCGGUUCGUAGUCGUUUGCGUUAAGCGAUUGUCAAGUGUAUUCAAAUCCGAAAGAUGCAAUCUCCCCCAUGGAGGAGCUUGAAUGGGGUUUGUCUCGUCUUGGCGAAUGGCGAAUGCCAGUGGCGUGGGCCAGUCAGAGGGGGAUCUGCGAUAUGAAUCAAAAUUUGAAUAAUCGUCACUACCAAGGCUGAACUAGCUGGUGGAGUGCGCGUCACAGGUGACUGAUCUUUGAUCCAUUUUGAUUGGAUCUCUUGAAGACUUGUGAGUCGAAAAUGGAUUGACCGACAAGUGGGAUUAGAGCCGUUCAUUACCAAGGUCAUGGGGGAGUUGAGGAGCUGAAAACUGAAGACCGAAGCCGAAAAUGAUUUUAAAUCUCUGAAAACAACGGCGCUGAGAAAGAAAGAAAGGCCACAAAGGCCCCCUGAAAGACAGAGCCGUGCUGCUCCACAAAAAUUAGCAUAAUUAAGGUGCCUACCCAAUGGCUGACCAUUGAGAGAUAUCGAGAAAUAGACGCACUUUUGUGCCGCGAUCAUCAACACUAUCAAAUGCAAAUGAGCCCACAUCGACGGAGGCGACAUCACUCAAGAGCCGAAAGCCAGACUCCAAAACUUUGAGCUAACCAUUGCAUAAUAGGGCCCAGGCUGCGCCAGCUAACCGAACACGACCUCAUUUACAAAAUCGCAAGCUUUGAUCAAACAGAAACUACACAACAAAACUACAAAAAUAAAUAAAUAAAACCAAAAACUACACAAAAGACUCCAACUUUUGCAUGACGUAUACGCAACGUGGGCCGCAGUAAUGGAUCUAAUGGAGCUGCUGCAUCAGCUGGCCUGGAAUGCUUUCGAUAUCUUCAAGAUCUACAUUAAGUUCGCUCUGCUGACGCUGGUCUUCUACCUCAUAGCCGAGUGGUACAUCCUCCGGUAUGGAGCCGAGCUGGAGGCCCAGCUGGACGCCCACCUGGCGGAGGGGGCACCGCUGCAGGGGCAGUCCCCCGGGGAGCGGCCCGAAUCGAACAGCACAUUGAGCAAGGUGCUGCGAUUUGUGGUGAACUUCUUCAUCCUAUAAUCGAGUGACUGAUCGGACCGGGCCACUCAAUCGAAACGCACUCACUCAAUCACAAGCUCAUGGCGGCAAGGUCAAUCUCAUCGCAGCUGAAUCGGUUUAUUGGAUUUUGUGCUUUUAUUUCGCGGAAUUGCAAUUCGUUUCAGCUACCACAUCUCAAGGCCCCUCCCCGUCAAGAGAAUGUAACCGACCACUUUUGAUACAAUCGAACCAGUUGCAUUUAACAACAAAAAACAGAAAAACUAACUCAAAAGCCACCAAGUAAACACAAUCUUUAUAUGUAAUAAACAAUAACAAUAAGGAGCUGAACAAAAAAACAA
Drosophila ananassae is the source of this 2146-nucleotide messenger RNA. RefSeq lists its product as uncharacterized. The transcript has 2 exons. The record is from RefSeq and is a predicted model, not a curated record. Bases 1563 to 1829 code for a protein of 88 amino acids. NCBI's taxonomy places the organism in Eukaryota, Metazoa, Arthropoda, Insecta, Diptera, Drosophilidae.